This is a messenger RNA of Portunus trituberculatus (swimming crab), 3762 nucleotides long. RefSeq names its product nucleolar protein 6-like (gene Mat89Ba). Gene Ontology annotation, cellular component: CURI complex; UTP-C complex; small-subunit processome. The transcript has 22 exons. Gene Ontology annotation, biological process: rRNA processing; tRNA export from nucleus. Lineage: Eukaryota; Metazoa; Arthropoda; Malacostraca; Decapoda; Portunidae. The record is from RefSeq and is a predicted model, not a curated record. The coding region runs from base 127 to 3696 and encodes 1189 amino acids.
GAAUCGUGCGGUGUGCAGCGGGGCGUCACUUGCUGCCAAACCACGUGGGAAACGUAAACAAUACUUGCUCGUGGGACGCUGCAUUGUGUUUAGCUUCCUGUAUUUCCUCCCAUAUUCCCUCCCCUCAUGAAAAACAAAUCCACAACUGACGAGGCCAUGGAGAAGGAUUAUGAAAGUGAAGAUGGUGGCUUUGAUGAUGAUGGUGAAGAGACAGAGGAGGAUGGUGAUGAAGAAGAGGAUGAUGACAAUGAUGAAGAAGAGGAUGACGACAAUAAUGAGGAACAAGACCAACAAAAUGAAAACAACAAGAGAACUCAGCAGGAGCAGGGAGGAAAGUAUGCCAAACUUGGGAAAGUUAAGGACAGUCAUGCCAGCCUGUACAAGCCACCAACAAUGGAAGAGUUGAACAUGCUGAGAGAAACUCAGAUGUUGUACCAUUCCAAUCUUUUUCGCAUGCAGAUGGAGGAGCUGCUUGCUGAAGUGAGUCUGAAAGAGAAACGUCGCCAGCAGUUUUCACAGUGGCUUACGAAGUUGUCAGCUCAUCUCACCUCCUUGCCUGAGUUUAAUCCAAUUGAGUUAAGUGACAAGCCCAAGCUGGCCAGGAAGGGCAUUCAUGAUCCUUUGCUGGAGACUUUGCCGAAGAUCACUGGAAACAUUAUCUUUGCCGCGCCAACAAAGAUAGAAGUGGUUGGCUCCUUUGCAUCAGGCACUGUCACCACUUUGAAUCCAACCAUUGAUGUCAUGAUGAUUCUUCCAAGGAAGUGUGUCAAUGCGUCCGACUGGCGGAAUGGAAGGUGGUUGGCAAAGCGUGUUCAUUACUUGUCAUGGGUUGCGGAGAGUCUGCUUGAUAAGACAGAUAUUGUCCAGAAGCAAUGCUGGACGACACAUUUAGGAGCAUCUUGUCGACCCGUCUUGCAAGUCACACCUUCUGGAGACUUUGGGAAAAAGUGGAAAGUGAAUUUGUACCCUGUGCCAGACCAGGAGAGCUUCAAACUAAAGAAAUUUUCACCUGAACGAAGUAAUCUUGAGCCUCAGUGGUUCUUUCCUGGAGAUGCUGGAGCAAAGUACUCAGGUGAUGAACAACCCUCGACGCCUCACUACAACUGGGCAUGUGCUGUUGACGUGGCAAUGCAGCAGCAGCAGCAACUUAUCAUGGAUUGUUUGGGGAGCAAAAGAAACCUAACACAAGGGAUACAACUCAUCAAAAUAUGGUUGUCACAGCGAGACUUAGACAAGGGAAUGGGCAGCUUUUCUGGCCACAUGGUCACCCUGUUCGUGAUUCACCUUCUGCAGUCCCGCAAGAUCAACUCUCAGAUGUCGCCCUAUCAGGUGUUUCGAAAUGCAGUGCUUAGCAUUGGCUCUGUUGACUGGACGGUGAAGGGAGUCAACAUGUGCCCCACACCUGACAACACACCCUCACUGGAUGUGCUUCACCAGCUGUAUGAGGUGGUGUUUGUUGAUCCAUCAGGCCUCCUCAACCUUGCUGCCAUGAUGAUCACUGCAGAUUUCCAGAGGAUCCAACAUGAGAGUCAGCUGGCCAUAGCUUUCCUUAAUUCCUCUGCUGCUGACAGUUUUGAGUCUCUCUUCAUCAAAAAAACUGAGAUGUUCCAGAUGAGUGACCAGUUUCUGUUAGUUAGAGUGAAGAAGAAAGAAGGGAUGCAGACGCUUAGCAAGAAGAAAAGCAACCACCUGCAGCACACUCUGAACUGGUUGGGUGAUGCCAGGCAGGUGUUGUGGUCCUGCAUGCUGGCUGUGCUCAGUGAAGGGCUCUUGGAGAGGAAGAUUCUCAUUGCGCCGAGGAGAGAGGCUUCACGUGUGUGGCAGGUGGACCAACCUCCACCUCAACGUUCCUGGUCACUAGAAGUCGGACUCAUUCUUGACCCAGCCUCAGCCUGGGCACUGCUCACCAAGGGACCCUCAGCAGAAUCUCCUGAGGUUGAACAUUUUAAGAAGUUUUGGGGUGAGCAGUGUUCCCUGAGAAGGUUCCAGGAUGGCAGCUUCCAUGAAGCUGUUCUCUGGGGCAACCCUAAUCUGUCACAGGCACAACGCCGCCUCAUUCCUGAAAGAAUCUGCAAAGAUGUUUUGUAUCGCCACUGUGGAGUCAAUGAAGAAAAUGUAACUUACAUAGCCAAACAGACAGAGAUGAUUCUACAUUGCCCAGAAUAUGAAAUGGCAUUUGAAUAUGCGACUGGAGAAGAGGCCACACAGCAGGCCAUACAGGCUUUUGAUUCCUUGUCAAGAAAGCUGCGUUCACUUGAUCUUCCUCUGAAGAUCACAGCAGUGCAGCCAAAGUCAGAUGUGAACAGACACUCCAGAGUCUUCCCACCACUAGCAGUAGCAGUGCCCAGUGCAGGAAAGGCAGUUAAAGUGGCUGAAAAUCAGCGGCUGUUUUCAGGACGUGAGGGAACAAGUGGGGUGUUCAGAUAUGCCAUGAAAGUAAUCAUCUUCUUGGAAAUAAGUGGAAAGUGGCCUGAUGACUUGGAUGCAAUUCAGGCCAUAAAAGCAGAGUUUCACUCCAAGAUGUGUGACUUGCUAUCACAGGACAACAUCACAGCCGUCGUGUCCCCAAACUUCUUGCAGAUCCUGUGGAUGGGCUACUUUUUCCGAGUACAAGUCUGCUAUUUACGAGAGAUCUACCUGCAACGGCUGGUGGAGACUCCUGAAGGGGACUGGAAGGAGCAGGAGACAGCAGCUGCCACACAACUAGAACUAGACAUAGAGACUCUACCUCGAUUAACAACAGCAAUAGCAAGUAUUCAAGCAGAUCACCCGAGUUUCAGCGUGGGUGUGCGUCUGUGCAAACGAUGGGCAGCAGCACAGCUUCUGAUGCCUUACAUUCCUCCCAUUGCUGUGGAACUCCUGGUAGCCUAUUUGUACCUGAAUCCAGCCCCUUAUUCUCCUCCUCACACACCCCAUACAACUUUCAUCAGGUUCCUCAAGCUGCUGGAACAGACAGACUGGAAGACUACACCCAUCCUUGUGAAUUUAAAUGAGGAGUUUUCAGUUGAGGACAUGGCAGAACUCAGUCGUCGCUUCACAUCCCAGCGGGCAACUCUGCCAAACAUGUUCUUGGUGAAUCCCUAUGAUCUCCAUCCAGUGGCAAGGUCAGAUGCUGUUGAUGCUCUGGACCGGCGGUACAAGCAUGCCUCCUUGUGGACCAAGAGAUCACCGUCAUUGCAGAUUUUGUACCGCAGCAAACAGCUGGCUGAAGCUGCACUCAUUUUUUUUAACAAGAAUUUGUUGAGCAAUGACAUGGAUAUAACGACAAUCUUCCGGCCAAGUUUUGAUGACUUUGAUGUCGUCAUCAAAUUAAACGCCAACCAGUUGAGUCGGCGUUUUGAAACUUUGGACUGGAAGCCCGACAAAUCUUUUAAACUCAAACAGUAUGAGAAGAAAGCAGAGGAAGUAAUGCCUAUUGUGAUGUUUGAUGCUGCACAGAUGUACCUUCAUGAACUUAAGUGCGCUUUUGGCUACCUGGCUCUCUUCUUCUAUGAUGAACACGGCGGAAAGUCCAUCGGUGUGGUGUGGAAGCCACAUGCCCUUCAAAUGCAGGACCUGAAGGUUGGUGGCAUGGAGGGGCAUCGGGUGGUUGGAGUGAAGGAGGUCAAACAAGUACCAAAUUUAGAAGCAAUCUUGGAGGACUUUAAGGUUCUUGGCACUGGCCUUGUGAGUGAAGUUCAAGUUAAAAAUGCCUGAGUGGCAUAAUAAUUGCUGGUACAUAUAUAAAUUGUAUGAUACAAUUUUUGUAAAGUUUAAUGUGGA